Ectocarpus sp. CCAP 1310/34 is the source of this 3623-nucleotide messenger RNA. The record is from the annotation of a GenBank genome assembly. NCBI's taxonomy places the organism in Eukaryota, Phaeophyceae, Ectocarpales, Ectocarpaceae.
UUGUUUUUGCCCCUCGAGGAAAGCCACAUGGGGAUGAGCUCUGCUGGAGACGAACAACGCACUGCUGCGAGCGGAGAACAGAUCCGCCCGCCGGUGCAGGAGGGCAGCGAUGCGGAGCUUGCAAGUUUGCAACUGCAGGUUUCGCGAUUGGCGGCCCUGGUGGGGGAGUUGAUAAAGAGGGAGCCUGGCAGCGUCGUGGCGGAUGCAGUCAGUAGUGGCGGCUGGGUUGCCGCCAUCGAAGGCCAAAAAGAAGAGCCCAUGCAGCCGCUCGGCGGUGGCGGGGGAUUUCUUCAGCAGCAAGCGAGAGAUGGUGGGCAAGGACCACGGCAGCUGCUGGAAGGCGGCGGGGCCAGCAGAUCGGGAGCGAACCCUGUUGGACCAGCCGGAGUGGGCCCGGGCAUAGGACCGGACUACGGGGGAGCGAGGGGGUUAANGCUGCUGGAAGGCGGCUGGGCCAGCAGAUCGGGAGCGAACCCUGUUGGACCAGCCGGAGUGGGCCCGGGCAUAGGACCGGACUACGGGGGAGCGAGGGGGUUAAACCCACCAGACUCUUGGAAAAAGUCGCGUAUCAAAGCGGCAAAGACUGUUGGACUGGACGGCCAAUUGAUCAGCAACAACGAGAGACAUGCACCUGUCGGCAACCCAAACGUGCCAAGCUCGGAGCUGUACCGCCUCCAAUACACCAGCGACGAGGCUGGUGGCGGCGGCGGAGGCGGCGACGACAAUGCGGGUAGCAUGCGCGGUCGCCGUUUCCGGUGCGGCAAGAAGGGCCAUCAGGUGGCCGACUGCAACGAGAGCAAGCCCGUGCGAUGUGAGACAUGCAAGGGCUACGGCCACGACAAGAGCAAGUGCCCGACCGAAGAGGCGGUGCUCGUGGUGGAAGUGCCGGCGGGGAGGGCGUCUGCGGACGCCACAGCACUGGACGUGGCAGAAGAAGCGCUGGUGGUCGGUGACAUCUCAGGCGAGUGUCACAAAGUCGUUGGUCGAGGGGGUGUAGAGCAGGCUAGGCGGGGUAGAAACCUUCCCUNCUGCAAGAACAAGUCCCCGACCGAGGAGGCGAUGCUCGUGGUGGAAGUGCCGGUGGGGGGGGCGUCUGCGGACGCCACAGCACUGGACGUGGCAGAAGAAGCGCUGGUGGUCGGUGACAUCUCAGGCGAGUGUCACAAAGUCGUUGGUCGAGGGGGUGUAGAGCAGGCUAGGCGGGGUAGGUAUGUUGCCGAUACCGGCGCUACCACCCACAUGUUGGCGAACUCAGAUGGGUUCGUUCGUUACGAAGAGUGUGAUCGACGUGUGCGCGUCGCCGCCGGAGAAACCUUCCCUACUGUAGGGUACGGCGACGUAUCGGUCACCCUUAGCUCGCGCGACGGAACAACAGACCUGAUCUUGAAACGGGUUGCACACACUCCUCGAUUAGACUACAACCUAAUCUCUCUGACGUCCCUAUUCGACGACGGGUUCAAAACCAAAACCCUAGACAAACACGAGUUGGAGUUGGAGAAAGAGGAGGGGAAGUCGGUGUACUUCCCCCGAUGCGGGGACGACGAGCUCCGGGAGUGCCUGGGGUGCUCGACGGCGAAGGGACUUUCCAAGCCCAUCCCCAACAAGACGUCGACCCGAGCAUCGCUGCCUCCCAUCGCAGAGGAGGAAGAGGAAUUCGCGACUGAGGAGGACGAGGUUGGGGAGGGCGCGUCGAGCCAAGGUGGAGGGGGGACAAAGGGAGAAUCUGUGGAUGGAGGACCAGCUUUCAACCUUGGCACGACGGCAGCCACGGGGCCCGCGGGGCCGCCCGCGCGCGUAGCGCCGGCGGGGCCGCCGGCCACGCCCCAGGAGUCGGGCGCGGGCGACGCUGGCGAUAGCGCCCCCUCGAGCAGGGAGGGCGCGAGCAUCGCCCCAUCUACCACGUCGGCCGGCAUGGCCGAUGUUGCCGGCGGCGAGGACGACCGCCACAGCAGCAGCAGCCGUGGUAGCGGCGGCAGCGGCAGCGACAGCGGUAGCGACAGCGGCAGCGACAGCGGCAGCAAUAGCGGCAGCAACAGCGGCAGCAGCUGCUGCAGCGGCAGCGACAGCGACAGCGACAGCGACAGCUACAGCGACAGCGAGACGGAUCUCCCGGCGCUCCGCGGGCCAGAGGCUCGACGGCUCGCCCGCUUCGACAAGCCGGCGGACCUCACCAACCGCCGCACCAGAGAGAACCCUCGCCGAAAUCCGAGGUACGAGUCGCCCCCGUCGCCGACAAGUGCCGAAGUCAGCGGCACGAAGGAAUUCACCAGCUGGAUGCUUUCGGCGGUACUUUACGUCGCGGAAGGGCUAGAGGCAAGGGCGGUGCGAGAGUUACUGUUCGAGCGCGCGGAGGAGGCCCACGCUGCGCGCCAGGAGGCGGAGGACUUCCUGCUGGGUACGGUGGACCUCAUGCUCAACUCGCCAGACGCCUUCGAGACGGCUCUGGCGUCCCACGAGCUAAGUCAACCCCCCCAUUGGCAAGCGUGGGAACAGGCCAUGAGGGAAGAGUUUGAAGGGCACUUGUGCACGGGGACGUGUUCAUUCGUAGACGGCGCGCCAGAGGGGUGCAGGCCUAUGAGCUCAAAGUGGUGUUUUAGUUGGAAGACCAUCAAGGAAGGGAAGAUAGACACGUUCAAAGCGCGUCUGGUUGUUAGGGGGUUUUCGCAAAUCCCGAACGUCGAUUAUUUACAUUCGUCUUCCCCUUGCCCAUCAUCCGCAUCCAUUAAAUUGAUGCUUGCGGUAGCAAACGAGAAGGGCAUGAACCUCAAUCACUGGGAUGUGAAGCAGGCGUACACACACGCCACGCUAGACGAGGAGGUUUUUCUGAGGCUCCCCGCUGGGUGCAGGGAAAAAUCGCAGAAGAUUGUUAAGGCUGAGCGUGCGAUUUACGGUCUGAAGCAGAGCGGUAGGCAGUGGGGGUACCACGCUGCUGAUUCGCUAGUCGAGAACGGGUUCGAGCAGUGCAAGGCGGACCGUUGUGUUUUCCGCAAAAUGGUAGACGAAGUCGUGGUGAUGAUUAUCGCGAUCUACGUGGAUGACAGUUUGGUGGCUGGGUCUGACGAGGAUUGCGAGGAGUUGCUUGCUUCUCUCAACAAGAAAUUUCCAACCAAAAAUCUGGGAGAAUGCGAAUGGUUUGACGGCUUCCACGUCCUUGAGGACAACGAGGGGGGCAUAGCGCCGGUGCAGAACCCUCACAGCUCAGGUCGCACGAAACACAUCGACGUGAAAUUUCAUUUCAUCCGCGGAUUGUUUAGGUCGGGGGAUAUUUCGGUCAAGUUCGUUCCGACAACGGAGCAACACGCGGACCUCCUAACCAAGGCCCUUAGCAUGGCUAGUCUGCAGUACCACCGGCGCAGGUUGAUGAAUUUGCCGGAGUAGCUCUAGCAGUUUCUAGCACUUGGGAGAGGCCAUGUUUUCCAUGCGGGGAAAGGCGCAUAACUGUUGCGGUCUGUGUACCAAUGGCAGGAGUAGGGGGCGUUGGGAGACCAUCGUCCGGGGGAACGUAGUUCCUCGCGUUUUUGUCUUCGCGUUGGCAUUUCUAAUAAGUGCGGCCGUUGUGGUCCGCUGUGAUAGCAACGGUUUUUGUGGUGGUGGGUUUUUUUCGAGGGGUAUUGCCCGGACGC